AUGUCGUGUCUAGACAGUCUCGCAGAAUGUGAGGUUCUUUUCAUAGACCAGGACUUGGAAAUCAAUAGAGAUGAAAGUGAGCGCGAGAUUAUUGUUGUGGCUACCUAUGGCGCCGAGAUUGUUUUGGUGGAGCCCGGACCCUUGACCGGAAAGAGCCGGAGAACGGAACUAUUCUUAGGCGUGAACCUGAUCUGGACGGCUAACAACCGCAUCAAAGAGUAUCAUCUUGAGCUUCCUCAAUCGACAUAUUUGGAGUUGUGGAAGUGGACAAGAACUCAAGAUGAAUGGAUGAGCCCUGCAGAUGCACCUCAAAUGCCGUGA
Molecule: messenger RNA, 321 nt
Organism: Letharia columbiana
Lineage: Eukaryota; Fungi; Ascomycota; Lecanoromycetes; Lecanorales; Parmeliaceae
Exons: 1
Coding region: 1-321 (106 amino acids)
Source: RefSeq, a predicted model, not a curated record